UACUCUUUCUGCAUCAUUCCAUGCGAGCUAAUUGUUCUAUUCGUUCGAUCCCUGUUGUAAUUUCCACUGGAGCAUGCGGGCGGAUUUUAGAAUUGAUUUGCCUUCGAGCAGAUCUGAUGGGCCUAAUUAUGGCAACGGGCAUCGAGCGCCAUAUACAAUUUCAGCUCUAGAGAAAUCAGGGAGCUUUCGUGAGGGUUCAGAUCGCAUAUUCUCUUCACCUCACAACAUAUCAAAGUUUAGCAGCACAACAUCCCAAGACGACAUGACUUGCUUAUUGCAAUCUCUUGCUUCUGAUCUUAAGGGUGUUGCUCCAGAUCCAAAGUUAAAUCGGCCUGGAGAGAUGAAAAGGGCUAUGAGUUCUAUAUUUGGAGCACCCACUGAGAACUCCUCAGCUUCUACAUUUGAAACAAAGCAAUUUCCUUCUUCUUCUUUGGAGGGGAUGAGGCGUUUAAAGAAUAAUCUUCAGGAGAGUUCUUCUAAAGCAAGCCAUGGAAACCGUUUUUUUGCAGUCUGGGAAUAUGGAAAGACAUUUGAUGCUGCUUGUUCAAUGAUUGAUAAGUUCUGGCAGCAAAAAAGAAAGCGCUCUCGAAUUGGCCAAUCAUCUAAUGUGCGGACCACUGGUUUAUAUCAAGGAGGAAACAUUCUUAAGACCGGACUCCAAAGUUUUGCUUCAGGAAGUGGCCUUGAGAUGCCCGAAAGAGAGGAAAAGUCUAAAGUUGAAGUACCAAACAAAAGGAGUCGAACUUCUCCGCUUGAAACUAAUGGCACUGCAAGAGCUUCCAGCCUUCUUGAGAGGGAUAAAGAUGCUGUAAAAUUCAUAAGCGGAAGUACAACACAUUUGGUCGAAAAUGAUGGAGCAUUUUCACCAGUUGCUGAUGGUUGGGAAAGGUCAAAAUUGAAGAAGAAGCGUUCUGCAAUAAAAUCUGAUACUUCAGGUUCAAGGCUAUCUAGAUCACAAGGCGCUGAACGGGAAGCUAAAAGAGGAAUGCAGCAUAAGCUUGGCAUUGAUGCCCGGCCAAGAAUUAGUCAUGCACACAGUUUCAGGCCAGGAUCCGAUAGGAGUGCUGUAAUGGUUGGAAAUUUAGACACAAGCCCUCAACAUGCUUCCAGUAUGCGCUUUAGGAAUGAACUUAAUAAUGGUUCGCUUCAGAAUGACAAAAGGGAUGUACGAUUUUGUCCAGAGACUGAAAGUGCCUCCGUUAAAGUUAUUACCAAGCCUACCAGCCGAGAAGAUAGGAGUGCUGCAAGUCCAUCUUUUUUAAAAUUUGGCUCUUUGAGAACACGGACCAAUCCAGGUGCAUUGCCAAAAAGAUCAGCCAACGUCCUUCGAGUUAUGGGAAAUCCUGAGGAUAUGGAGCAGCCUCAAGCUACAGAGAAGCUCAAUGCGCUUGGUGUUAAUAAUAGGAAAAGAGCAGCUUCUGCUACGUCAUCAUCACCUCCUGUAGGGCAUUGGGCUGUACAAAGGCCAAAAAAGUUUUCCCGAUCUUCAAGAAGAUCAAGUCUCUCCCCCCUUUUUUCAAGCCAUGAUGAGUUUUCUGUAUCAGAGCCUUUAGAUGAUGUUUCCAUUCAUCAUGAUAGUUUAGGGGAGGCAAGGCAUACAUCUUUGAAUGCUUCCCAACAGUGUAAAAUAAGAGGCGAUAAUAGUUUGGCCUCAGCUUCAUUGUCAGAAAGUGAGGAAUCAGGUUUUCAAGUAAACAAGGUAAAAUGUAAGGUAAAUAAAUGCAGAGAAAUGGAGGAUAAAUCUGGUCAAACUGUUCAUAAAUCUUCAAAUUUUAUCAUGGCAUCAAGGAAGAAUAUGAUGACUGUUGAGGAGGAUAGUGGAGAUGGUGAUUGUAGGGAAGGGAGGACUGGAAGAGGUAUUGCUCCUACUAGGUCUGGUUUGGCAGCAAGAGUUGAGAAGCUUGGUGAGGCUGUCACUGCCAAACAGCAGAGAAGUGUCAGACAUGGCUCCGAAAGGGUUGAAAGCAAGACAGAUCGUCAGCAUAUCAAGAAAGUUUCUGAGCGUAAAUCUUACACACGUCCAAAGCAGUCGAUUAAUGUUUUAUCAAUGGAGUCAUCUGAAGAAGCUUUUGAUGAUCAUGACGAGCUUGUGGCUGCAGCAACUGCCGCCGUUGAUACUGGAAGGGCUUGUUCUAGUUCAUUUUGGAAGCAAUUAGAGCCAGUCUUUAGUUUUGUUUCCUCAGAAGACAUAGCUUUCUUGCGCGAACAGAUCCAACUUACCGAUGAGUCAGCAGCAAGAACCCAUGUUGAUGAAGAUAAUUUUCAGAAAUUAAAGGUUGAUCUUGAGCUUGUCCCAAUGUCUUCAGGACCAGUUGGUACUAAUGCAUGGAAAAGCACUAGCUUGUCUGAUGGAAUUAGCUCUUACGAAUGUGAUAGAGAAGGGGGAUUUAUGAAGGAUACUGGACAUACUGGUCCUCUUUCAAACAGUGGAGUUUCACUUUGCCAGACACUUCUGUCUGCCAUAAUUGGAGAAGAAGAUAUCGAAAAUAUUUGCAGCACUGUUGACUAUGGGGAAGGAUAUUCAUUCGAGGAUUGCAAUGAUACACAGUUUGAGCUUGAAAAAGGUUUGAAAUCUAAAGUUUUGAACCUGCAGUUGCAGGGGGAUAGCCAAUUUGCUAGAACUUCAGACUGUUAUAAAGUUGAUGAAGAUUGGAGAUUCCCUUAUUUAACUUCAACUGAGAGGUCGGGAACUAAUGGCAUCAUGGAAACUUACAGUAAAACAUCAUCAAACUUUCAGCUAACCCCGAAGCAACUGGUGCCAAAGCAGACAACACCAUCCAACGGAGCAUGCACUGUGUUUCAGUACAACCAAAUGAACAUCAAUGACAGGCUUAUUGUUGAACUGAGUGAAAUUGGCAUUCACCCUGAAGUUGAAUCUGUGCCUGACUUGAAGUAUGGCGAACAUGAGGAUAUCACAGAAAGCAUCCAUAUGUUAGAGGAGAAACUCAAGGAACAGGCUGCUAACCGGAAAGGUCUGCUCCUUAAACUAGAGAAGGCUGCCAUGGAUGCCAAAGAACAACAACAAAGCGAAGUAGAGCUGUUGGCAAUGGACCGUCUUGUAGAGAGAGCAUACGACAGAUAUAAGGCAUGCGGGCGUCCUGGUACUUCUGGUUCCAGGAACGUGAGCAAAGUUGCUAAAAAUGCUAACAUGGCUUUUGUGAAACGAACAUUGGCAAGACUUGACAAGUUUGAAGAAACUGGUGUUAGCUGCUUUGAUCAGCCCAUUUUCAGGGAUAUGUUUUCCGCUUCUUCCCAUUGCAGCAAUUCACAAAGUAUGGACAUUUCUGCAAAUGAUCACAACGCAGUUACAAAUUCACAAAUUACUGGAAAAGCAGACCUACAUGAAAAAUAUUCCAGUGCUGCCCUACCGCAUCCAUUUAGGGAAGGCGAGCCCGGGUCGAAUCGCUUGAAAAAGAGGGAAGUAUCUCUUGAUGAUGUUGCUGGCAGUUCAUUUCCCUCUUCAAGAACUCCAGUUCCUGGAACUUCUAUGGUCAGUAGUGCGAAGGGUAAGAGGAGCGAGAGAGAUAGGGAUGGCAAAGGGCACAACAGAGGCUCUUUAUCUAAGAAUGGCACACCCAAGGUUGGUCGACCGGCUUCAUCUGGCAGCCUUAAGGCUGAAAUGAAAUGCAAAUCAAAGCCAAAAACCAAGACAACCCAAUCAUCCACUUCCGCGAACGUUCUUCAUGGAAAGAAUACUGAAACGUCUGCCGCUGGUUCGCCGCUCCCUCCGAAAUCAUCUGGAUUCGGUGCUCGGGAUGGCGAGAAGAACGAUAAUUUGUGCUCGCUUCCAGAUUCUGGAAUAAAAAAAUUCUCAAACAGUGGUGAGGCUGUUGACUCGAGUAACCUUCCACUCGAUGUUUUUGAAGGCCAAGGUCAGGAUAUUGCCUCAUGGUUGAAUUUUGAUGAUGAAGGAUUGCAAGACAAUGGUGACUAUGUGGGUCUUGAGAUUCCUAUGGAUGAUCUCUCCGACGUUCAUAUGAUGAUAUGAGGCUGGUAUCCUUGUACAGCUUUUUUGGCAAAUAGGGACUACUUAUAUAACCAUACCGUGAUACUGGUAGACACCCCUUUUUGAGUUUAUAGAUUCUUUCAGUACAAAUUUCUAAUAAUUGUUCUUCUCUACUGUAAGGAAUGCUUGAUCAUCGUUCAUCGCACAUUAAGAUUUGUGCGGAAGGCGUGAUGGACUGUGAUCUAUCAUUCCUUAUGGUAUAAGGAGUUUCCUAUGUAGAAAUUUUGUCCAUUCUUUUGAGGGACACUGAAAAAUUGUCUUACU
Molecule: messenger RNA, 4270 nt
Organism: Phalaenopsis equestris
Lineage: Eukaryota; Viridiplantae; Streptophyta; Magnoliopsida; Asparagales; Orchidaceae
Exons: 17
Coding region: 74-3988 (1304 amino acids)
Source: RefSeq, a predicted model, not a curated record